AUGUUAGAUCACAGUUAUGAAAUAGAGACUAACGUUAGUUCAUUAAACAUGUCGACUUCUUCUUCAAGUUCUAUAUCAUCAGCAAAAUCUGGAAGUAAAAGUCAAUCGUUGAAUACGAUUGAAUCUAGUGUUACCAGACUUUUAGUCUCAACAAAACAUUUAUUGGAGAGUCUAACGCAGUGGGCGAGAAGGGAAGCUGACGACAAGUUUGUCUCAGAUGCUUAUGUUAAAUUAGGAAACGACUUUCGUGCUGCAUCUAGAGCAUUUACAAAUGCAGGAGUUGAUAUUUCUGAUAUUGGUGAUGUGCCUCAAGCGUUAAGAAUUAUUUUGGAGGCUGCGUUGAGUGAAGCUCCUACCCAAGGAAACCUAGAUAGAUUUUUGCCAAAUAUCAGAAACAUAAUUGUAACAUUGUUACAAAACUUGAAAAAUAAACAAGUGAAGGCAAAAUCUUUAUCAUAUGAAAAGCAACAAAAGGAAAAGCCCGAUGGCAUAGAAAAUACUACUAACUCUAAGACUGUAUCGGUUCCUAUUCGAAAUCAAGAAUCGACUACUAGUAGGCCGCCUAGAUCACUGCAAGGAAGCCUGAAUGAUGCAUUAGUACAGCUCCAAAAGGGUAAUUCUUUGCAACGCCGUGCUUCGAAAAGAUUCAGUGCCUAUCAAUAUGCUAAACUCACAAAUCAUUCACCUAACAAUAACUUGGCAAGAAUCGUAUCGACGGAAUCCUACAAAAUACCCGAGGAACCGACACUGAAGUCUGAUGUGAAUGAAACACUCAACAGCUCUGAUUUCCAAGAGAGUGGCACUACUCAUAUAUUCCUUAGAAUUAAUAAUAGAACCAAGAAGGUUAAUAUUAGAUUACCGGUUACUUUUGCUGCAUUGCGUUUACUUUUUGUUGAAAAAUUUGCCUAUUCACCAGGUACUUCAUCCUUUCCUGAAAUUUAUAUGCAAGAUCCACAAACUGGAGUCUCUUAUGAGUUGGAAGAACAUUUGUUAGAAGUUGAUGUAAAACAAGGUAGUGUUUUAUGCUUGAACGAGCCAGAAACACUGACAGUCAUUUUGAAACAACUUGAAGAUAAAAUUCAAAAUCUAAACACCAAAUUUGAUGAAGUCAAUUCAAAUACACUUACUGAAUUGAAAAAUACCAUUAAAUCUAUUCAAUUGAACCCUCCUUCGCCUGUGGUGAGCAAGGAACCUCAUCUUUCUUCUAAUCCAAGCUCAAUAAAUAAGGAAGAUUUCAAAGAAUUGGAAAGUAUUCAGACAGAAUUGAGAGUUAUUAGACAGACUCAAAAUGCCAAUAGAGCAGGUAUAAAAGAAUCUGUUACUCACUUGUUAAGAAGGGUAAAGGAUUUUCAAGAGAGUGGUCUUAAUGUUUCAAAGUCAUCAAACAGAGCCUAUAUGGACUCCUGUAAUACUAAAUUAUCUGAAGGUUCAGAUUCUUUAUUGACGAAGGUUGAUGACUUACAAGAUAUAAUGGAGGCUUUAAGAAAAGAUGUUGCUCAAAGAGGCGUUAGAGUUGGCGAACAGCAGCUUAAGAACACGUACAAAGAAAUUGAAAAGGCUAGGGAUUCUUUGAAAGGUAUGACAGAUUACAUUGAUAGGGAAAAAAUGCAAUGGAAGAAAAUUUGGGAAAGCGAGUUAGACAAAGUUUGUGAAGAACAACAAUUUUUCAACUUACAAAGUGAUUUGACCCAUGACCUUGAAGAUGAUAUUAAAAAGAUUGAAGAAACAUUUAAUUUAAUAGAGCAAUGCUCUCUUGAACAAAGUAAACAAAAUGCUUAUAAACGAAAUAAAUUUGUGUCGCAACUAUAUAUUCCCGAACCAGGUGAAAGCUUUCACAGCAUAAAAGAUGAAGUUUUAAAUGAGGUUGCCGCCUUAAAACCAGAUCAUGAAAAACGUUUACAAGCCAUAACCAAAGCAGAAAAAAUAAGAGAGAAAGAAAGAGAAAUGAUGAGACUCGAUAAGUUUCAAGAAGAAUUGGGAGAUUUCGUUGAUGAUAGUAAGUUGAAGAAAUCAGGUGGUAUAGAUGAAUUGGAAAGAAUGAGACAGCUCAGAGAUAAUGAAAACUUAAAAAGCUCUUUCGGAAUAAUUUAA
Molecule: messenger RNA, 2091 nt
Organism: Debaryomyces hansenii CBS767
Lineage: Eukaryota; Fungi; Ascomycota; Pichiomycetes; Serinales; Debaryomycetaceae
Gene: BUD6
Product: Bud6p
Exons: 1
Coding region: 1-2091 (696 amino acids)
Biological process (GO): establishment of cell polarity
Cellular component (GO): cell tip; cytoplasm
Molecular function (GO): cytoskeletal regulatory protein binding
Source: RefSeq, a predicted model, not a curated record